AUGCCAAAUCAUACACUCACCUUGAACAAUGGCACCAAGAUGCCCCUCGUGGGCCAUGGUCUAUGGAAAAUACCAAAUGACAGAAUAGCUGAUCAAGUUUACAAUGCCAUCAAAGCAGGAUACCGUUUAUUUGAUGGAGCCUGUGAUUACGGCAACGAAGUAGAAGCUGGUCAAGGGAUUGCAAGAGCCAUCAAAGAAGGUAUCGUCAAACGAGAAGAACUCUUCAUCGUGUCAAAACUUUGGAACACUUUCCAUGAACGAGAACAUGUUGAGCCAAUAUGUCGGAAGCAAUUGAAAGAUUGGGGUUUAGAAUAUUUUGAUCUAUUCAUCAUGCAUUUCCCCAUCGCUCUUCGUUAUGUGGACCCUGCUGUUCGUUAUCCACCAGCAUGGUUCUACGAUGGUGUUACUCCAACUGACAUUCAACUCUCAAACGCCACGAUCCGGGAAACAUGGGAAGCAAUGGAACAUCUCGUCGAUAUUGGUCUCGUUCGCUCAAUCGGCAUCAGCAACUUCAAUUGCUCAUCCAUCCUCGAUCUUCUUCGAUAUGCACGCAUUCGUCCUGCCACUCUCCAAGUCGAACAUCAUCCUUAUCUCGUUCAAAAACCACUCAUGGAGUUUGCCAAGAAAGAAGGAAUCACUGUCACAGCUUACAGUAGCUUUGGUCCAACAGGCUAUGUCGAAAUGGAUCUCGAACAUGCAGUCAAAACGCCCCAUCUCUUCGAACAUCCUGUAAUCAACGAAAUCGCUCGAGCUCAUGGCAAAUCUCCACCACAAAUCUUACUCAGAUGGUCUACUCAACAAGGUAUCGCCGUCGUUCCAAAAAGUGACACCCUACCGAUGUUGCUCGAAAACCUAGAUGCAAAAGGAUUUGAUCUGACAGAAGAAGAAAUCAAGGAAAUUGACGGACUGGAUCAAAAUUUGAGGUUCAAUGAUCCUUGGAUUGUACGUACUCCUGCAUUUCUCGUUCCAUACUAA
Mollisia scopiformis is the source of this 975-nucleotide messenger RNA. Its product is annotated as putative NAD(P)H-dependent D-xylose reductase xyl1. The coding region runs from base 1 to 975 and encodes 324 amino acids. Lineage: Eukaryota; Fungi; Ascomycota; Leotiomycetes; Helotiales; Mollisiaceae. The transcript has 3 exons. Gene Ontology annotation, cellular component: cytosol. Gene Ontology annotation, molecular function: aldose reductase (NADPH) activity. The record is from RefSeq and is a predicted model, not a curated record.